GCCUCCGCUAAGCAUGGCGGGCGAGCUUGAGAGCUGCAAGUCCUUGAGCGGGUUGCUGAGCGGCCUGGCCCAAGACGCUUUCUACGGGCACCCGGGCAUCACGGAGGAGCUGCUGCGGAGCCAGCUCUAUCCGGACGUGCCAAUUGAAGAGUUCCGCCCCUUUCAAGCGAAGAUGAGGGGGAUUCUUAAGUCUAUUGCAUCUGCAGACAUGGAUUUCAACCAGCUGGAGGCAUUCUUGACUGCUCAAACCAAAAAGCAAGGUGGGAUCACAUCUGACCAAGCUGCUGUCAUUUCCAAAUUCUGGAAGAGCCAUAAGACAAAAAUCCGAGAGAGCCUCAUGAACCAGAGCCGCUGGGACAGUGGGCUUCGGGGCCUGAGCUGGAGAGUUGAUGGCAAAUCACAGUCAAGGCACUCAGCUGAAAUACAUACCCCUGUUGCCAUAAUGGAGCUGGAAAUAGGGAAAAGUGGACAGGAAUCUGAAUUUCUGUGUUUGGAAUUUGAUGAGAUCAAGGUCAACCAAGUCCUGAAGAAGCUCUCAGAGGUAGAAGAAAGCAUCAGCACACUGAUGCAGCCAGUCUAGCUGAAGAUGGAGUUGUUGAAGCAAAGGGCUGCUGUCACAUGAUCCUGGAGAAUUUAGAUAAUGUCUCCUGCUAUAAAAUGGAGGAAAGAAUAUCUCAUCAGAUAAAGAGAUUCCAGAUGUCAUUGGAAGGAAGGACCAUAGCUACCACAUUAGUAUUGACUCACAUAUCCAAUGAAAAUCUGUGGAAGCCCGAAGGAACAGCCCUGGGCCCACAGGGAGAGGAAAUCAUUGUCGUGGUUUGAAGCUCUGUUUAGAUCAUCCUAUGAAAGUAAUAGUCACAAAAGUGGACGUGGGGCUUUUUUACUGUAUCUGAAAACCCUAGGUCAUUGGAAAAACUGUUAGUGUGUACUGGCUUUUUCAGAAUAAUAUAAUAAUAAUAAUAAUAAAAAAGAAACUGGUUGCUGCAGGUGGUCCCCACAUUUAACACUAAACAUUUGAAUGCAAGUGGUUUUGGACAGGCUGUUUGCAUGUUUUAUAUUUCCUGGUGAUUUUUUUAAUUUCCGAUUACCAAAGGAGUUAUAUGUUUAUUGUAGUCUUUUGUGAAAAUACAGAACAUACGAAGAGGAGCAGUUAAAUGAUCCGUCAACUUAACAUACAGAGAUAACAAAAAGAAGGCCAGAACUGGGAAAAGAGUUGACUUUCCCUGAAUAAAUUCCUGGAAGUGGAGUGCAUGGUUUUUAAGACUUUGAUAAACAUUACCAAAUUGCUCUCCAGAAAGGUUAUAUCAGUUUUUAUUCCCUCUAAGAAAAUAUAAGAACAAAUCAUUCCCUUUCUUGCCUAAUUGGAUUUUAUCUGUUUUUUUGUAUUUUGGGGGACUAAUUUGUUUUUGUAAAUUUUUGCAAGGGACAUUUAUUUAAACCAGGACAUCUCCCUGGGGAGAGUGCAAGCAUAGAGAAAGGACCAGGGAAGGAGAAAAUUGACAUAAGGGUCCCAGCAGACCCCACUAGGUUUCCUACUUCUGUAAGCCUAGGUUAAAAUCACUUUAUUUUGAGUUCAGGAAAUGUGGGGCAAAAUAAAAAUAAUCCUCAGCCUGAACUAGGCCUUGUAGAAAUUGUCCCUGCUUGAGCAGUAAGCACUCUAAGUCCAGUCUGAUUAGAAAUAGUCCGGGCAAACCAAAAGUUGCUUCCGAAUAAAGUCGGAAAGAAACUCCAGACUUGAGUAGUUUCAUAUAGGUAAGGAGCAAAGGAUUUGGCUUUAUUCUCAGGACUGGCUUUUCUUGGAAGUUCUGGUUCUUAGCGGCUUCGUCAGUGAAGGCUUAAAUUCCACCAUUAUAGCCUCCUCUUUCCUUUGUAUGACCUCUCUUCUCUGUCUUGUUUUAAUGAUGAUUCAAAAAGAAUUACAGCAUUUUAAACUUUAGUUUAAUUUAUUCUCCCUCAAAUGCUAGAAGGUGGUGAAAAGCAAAGGAUGACAUUGAGUAUCUGAAAUCUUAAAUAGCUGACAUUGUGUCAAGCUAUUAGUUGUUGAAGUGCUUUUUUUAGAUCUGAGUGAAAAUUUGGAAAAGUGAAUAUAAAUAGAAGUUAAAGGAAAAUAAAUAUUAAACAGAUGUUAGAAAAUAGUGUUUUCUAAAGUGCACAAUAAAUAUCUCUACCAGUGAAGGGACAAGGAUAUAGAAGGAAGUCUUCUAGAGUCAGCUCAGAGAUGAUUGGCUAUUUUCCUAAAAGAACAGGAUGCUGGAAGAAUGGACAUUUGUGGGACAAUUGUCACCUUAUAAUUCUUAGUUGUCCAACUUUCCAGCCAAGGUUUUCAAAUAUUUUAGAUGGUGAUUUAGCCAGCAGAAGGGAAGACCCAAUAGAGUAUAAUUAGCUUGUGCUUAACUCUAGUUGCAAAGUAUACAGGUUUUUGUGGGGUUUUUUGAGGAAGAUUAGCCCUGAGCUAACAUCUGCUGCCAAUCCUCCUCUUUUUGCUGAGGAAAAUGGUCCUGAGCUAACAUCUGUGCCCAUCUUCCCCUACUUUAUAUG
This is a messenger RNA of Equus quagga, 2538 nucleotides long. It is a transcript of the gene COMMD1, whose product is annotated as copper metabolism domain containing 1. Gene Ontology annotation, cellular component: endosome. The record is from RefSeq and is a predicted model, not a curated record. The transcript has 4 exons. Lineage: Eukaryota; Metazoa; Chordata; Mammalia; Perissodactyla; Equidae. The coding region runs from base 14 to 580 and encodes 188 amino acids. Gene Ontology annotation, biological process: positive regulation of protein ubiquitination; negative regulation of sodium ion transmembrane transport; copper ion homeostasis.